This is a messenger RNA of Actinia tenebrosa (Australian red waratah sea anemone), 1998 nucleotides long. Its product is annotated as outer dynein arm-docking complex subunit 4. Gene Ontology annotation, molecular function: protein binding. The record is from RefSeq and is a predicted model, not a curated record. Lineage: Eukaryota; Metazoa; Cnidaria; Anthozoa; Actiniaria; Actiniidae. Gene Ontology annotation, cellular component: cytoplasm.
UCUCAUGCCAAAUAUUAAUGAAGUACAGUAUAAGAGAAAGUACUCGUUUAUUAUCAACCAUUACCAAAUAUGGCAUUCAAUUUUAACAUGCAAUAUAAUAAUUACGACGAAGAACAAGAAGAAGGUCCUAAGAGCUCCUUUUCAACGUAUUUAGCAGAAGGAGACGUGCUUUACAAGCAAGGAGAGUACAAGAAGGCAUUGGAUAGUUAUUCGUUGGCCUUAGAAUUAAAACCUACAGACAAGUUUUGCCUUGUAGCCAGGUCCAAGUGUUACCUUCAACUUGGAGACAAUGCUGCUGCUUUGAGAGAUGCUGAGGCAGCUUUGGAAGAUGACAAGGACUUUAAUAAGGGGUUGUAUCAAAAAGCAGAAGCCUUAUAUGCCAUGGGGGACUUUGAAUAUGCUUUGGUGUACUAUCACAGAGGGAAUAAACUCAGACCAGAGUUACAAGAGUUCAGACUUGGAAUCCAAAAGGCUCAAGAAGCUAUUGAUAACUCUAUUGGAGAUGCAGCCAAUGUCAAACUAGAAAACAAAGGGGAUUUAUCAUUUUUUGCCAAGCAAGAUGAAAUGAAAAAGCCAAAAGGCUAUAACAAGCCAAAGACACAAGCCACAAGAACACAACAGCAACAAAUUAACAGAGGCAAGAGCAACAAGAGCCCUGCAGCAUCUGAUAAAACUGUCAAACAGCUUUUGGGUGAAAUGUAUGCAGACAAGGAAUACUUGGAAAAGCUCCUGAGUGACGAUGAUUUAGUAAACAAUAAAAAUAACAAUAACCAAAUACAUGGGCUUGUGACCAGUGGUCUUAGCUACCUGGAAUCAAGGACAGAAUUCUGGCGGCAGCAGAAACCUUUGUAUGCUCGUAAAAAAGAAAAACCAAAGCCCAAAAAAGUACAACAAAAGAGUAAACCUGCAGACACCACAAAGUUUAUUUUACGAUCCUUGGAAGAAAUUGAUCUUGCGCUGGCUGAAGGAGAUGCUGAGGGAAGCUUGAAACAGGCUCAGUCUACGUUAAGAACGGUUCAGUCACUUGGUGAAGAUAGUGUGCCCAAUAAGGAAGAUGUUAUUGGCAACUUACAUUCUUGUAUUGGGAAUGCCUAUCUAGAGAUGGAUGAAACUAAAAAAGCUCUGGACCAUCACCUAAAGGAUCUUAAAAUUGCUGACAAACUGGACAAUAAGGUUGGAAAAUCAAGAGCACUGGAUAAUCUGGGCAGAGUUCAUGCCAAGGCAGGCGAGUAUGAUCGGGCUAUCGACAAAUGGAUGGAGAAAAUGCCUCUCAUCAAAACACCACUUGAAAGUACCUGGCUCUUCCAUGAGAUUGGUCGCUGUCAUCUGGAGCUAAAAAAUUUCCAAGAUGCGAAAGAAUAUGGUCAGAAGUCACUUGCAGCAGCACAGGAAGCUGACGACCAAGUAUGGCAGCUCAAUGCUACAGUUCUUAUUGCACAAGCAGAAGUUAAACUGGAUGAGCUUCAAGAUGCACUAGGGUCAUUCCAGCAAGCCCACGACCUCGCUAAAAUAUUGGAGGACGAGGCUGCUGAGAAUGCUAUUUCUAAAGCUAUCAGGGAUGUCAACGACAGAAUUGCUCAAGGGGUCAAACCAUCUGAAGGCCAAGAUCAAGCAGACAAAGAUGAUGAAGAAAAAACUGAAGAAAAAGAUGACAAAACAGAUAAAGACAAAGAAGAAGAGCCAAAGGAAAAUGUUGCAGAAUCUACUGAAGGGCAACAAGAAAAGGAGAAGGAACUAGAACAAAAGGAAGAUGACGCAAACCAAGAAACAGCUGCUGAUUCAUGAAACUAGUCAAUAGAAACUGUAUUUUAUUAGAAUAUGAUCUCAAGCAUUACUAGUCAAUAGUGCCUUGUGCACUACUCAGGCCUUUUAAUUCAACGUCUUUUGUGAACAAUUUGUCCAUGUAAUAUAAGAGAUUAUGUAUUUGACUUUAACCUUACUUGAAAUUAUUGUCAUACUGACAUACAUUUAUAUGCUAUAAUAAAUAAAACUGUAUUA